CAUCACGCAGUUAGGCCACGUAAUUCAACUCUUGCAAAAUAUUGAAGAGCACAUUAGUUAGCUACUACUGCUAGGAAGUAGUUAAGUGGAUUCUCAUAUCCAAAUUGUCUCCCAUGAUUUGCAAAUUGAAUUUGUAAAAUACCAUACCAGGAAUGAUUAAAGAAUUUUAAAUACAAAAUUGAUGACAUCUGACAUAAUUUUAAAUACACAAUUAGUGACAUCUGACAUAUUUUAAAUACAAAAUUAGUGACAAAUCUGACAAUAGAACUGAAAAUUUUUAAGUUAUCUUCUUUAACUUUAUAAUAAAUGGAAUAGCUAAGUUUAAUAAUUGAUCAAGUAUAUAAGAACUCUUCCUGAAGAGAAUACUUACAAAAAGAUUAAAGAUAGAAAUGGAAGGACAGCAGCAACUCCCUCAACCUAGAGUAGUUAUACUUCCAAGCUUAGGCAUAGGCCAUAUUAUCCCACUUGUUGAAUUCGCCAAACUCCUCGUCUCCCAUUUCAGCUUCUCUGUCACUCUCUUACUUCCUCCCACUGAAGCUAAACUCUCCUUCCUUGACUCCCUUCCUAAGCUCAUCUCCUACUCCUUCCUCCCUCCCCUAAACCCAACUCAUAUACCUCAAGAUGCGACCCAAGACUACACCAUCUCCCUCACCCACUUCCACUCUCUCUCCUCCAUCCGGUCUGUAUUAAGUUCUCUGGUCCAACAAGCCCAGGUUGUUGCCCUUGUAACUGAUUUAUUUGGCACUGAUCUCUUUGAUGUUGCAAGGGAGCUUAAUAUUCCCCCCUAUUUGUUUUUCACUUCAUCGGCAAUGACUUUAUUGUUUGCCUUUCAUUUGCCAAAGUUAGACACAAUGAUAGAGUGUGAGUACAGGGAUAUGCCUGAACCGUUGAUUUUGCCUGGGUGUGUGCCACUCCAUGGAAAAGACUUCGCGGAGUCCACUCAGAAUCGUAAAGAUGAUAGCUACAGGGUGGUGCUUCAUCAUAUGAAGCAAUAUAUGAGGGCUGAGGGAAUAUUUGUCAAUUCUUUUCUAGAUCUGGAGCCGGGUGCUAUACAUGCUUUCCAAACUGAAGACCCAGAUUGGCCUCCAGUUUACCCGAUCGGGCCAAUAAUUCAAUCAAGUUCAGGUCUGGUUGAGGAUGGAGCAGAGUGCUUGAUGUGGUUGGACCAGCAGCCACCCCGAUCAGUUGUAUUUGUGUAGUUUGGAAGUGGGGGGACUUUGUCGUGUGAGCAAUUUAAUGAACUGGCCACUGGACUUGAGGGAAGUGGGCAUAAGUUCUUAUGGGUUGUUAAAAACCCCGACAAGAAGUGCUCUUUAGGGUCAACAAUCAGCGCUAGAAAACAAGAAAAUCAAUAUGAGUUCCUACCCAAAGGAUUUGUUGAAAGAAUUAAGGAUCUCGGUCUAUUGGUCCCAUCUUGGGCGCCACAAAUUGAGAUAUUGAGCCAUAAAGCAAUAGGAGGAUUCUUGACUCAUUGUGGAUGGAACUCGAUUCUUGAAAGCAUAGUUCAUGGGGUACCCUUAAUUGCAUGGCCACUCUAUGCUGAGCAAAAGAUGAAUGUGGUUAUGUUGACUGAAGGGCUUAAGGUGGCUCUAAGGCCUAAUACAAACAAACAUGGUCUUGUUGAGGCUGAAGAAAUUGUUAAAGUUGUUAAGGAUUUAAUGGAGGGUGAAGAAGGAAAGAUUGCUUACAACAGGAUGAAGAAAAUAAGUGAUUUAGCUAAAAAGGCUACAAGUGAAAAUGGGGAUUCCAUGAAGUUGCUUGGUGAAACCACUCUCACUUGGCGUGUUUUGGAUAGGCAAAGUUCAUCAAAUAGUAACAAAGUCUAAAUUCCAAAAAAGAGGUGAUAAUAGAUGAGGUAAUAGUGGUACCCUCAUUUUACACAACUCCGUACUUCCUCCCCCAUUGGCCACUACCACAGCGCACUGCCUCUCAUCUCUUUAUUUGCCUCCAACCCUAAUCCAAACAUGCCCAUUUAUUUUCUUUUUUAUUGUAUUACCGCUUAGGAGAGAUACAAAGAAUGACUUGUCAGGCAAUGUCUCAACAUGUAUUAGUUGUUUGAAGUUUGAAUUAAAUUUACCAAUUUUCACAAAUUUCAUAGUACUAAACAGCUUAUUCUAACCCCUUAUUUUAAGUUAAACAAGGAUUUCACCAAAGGGAGUCCUCAUAAUCAGUUCAUCAUCAGCAGUUUCUAUGCAUCAUUCAAAGUAACAGCAUCUUAAGAAAUUCAAUGACAAGUUUGUUCGAACAUCUAAAAUAGUGUAUAACUAAUUGACAGCCCUCAAAACCUCCCAUUUUCCAGGGCCUCUUAUUUCAUGUUAUUUGGUCCAGUGCUUGGAGUAGAAAAAGGUUUCAAUAGAAACUCACAUAUCAACACAACUCACACAAGAUAAGAAUGAAACUACGCUUGACUAAGUGUCUACAAUAGAACAAAGCACCCCAAAACUUUAUGCCUAUAAACAUGCAAACAUCUUACAAUCACACAGUGAAAAAUAAUUACUUCGUAAACAUGAGCGAAAAAAAGGAGAUGCGAUGAAAAGGCAAGGGUAAAACGGCAAAAUGAUUCAACAAGGCACUUUUCAUUUAUAAUUUUGAAGGGAUGACAUGUCAAAUGAUUUCAAUAAUCACAAAGCAAAUCUUAUUCGAAUAUAAAACCACUUCUUAGACGACCAAGCAUUUAACCAUCAGUCCUAACUCACAAGAUAAACUGAAA
Molecule: messenger RNA, 2710 nt
Organism: Chenopodium quinoa (quinoa)
Lineage: Eukaryota; Viridiplantae; Streptophyta; Magnoliopsida; Caryophyllales; Amaranthaceae
Product: hydroquinone glucosyltransferase-like
Exons: 1
Coding region: 390-1199 (269 amino acids)
Molecular function (GO): UDP-glycosyltransferase activity
Source: RefSeq, a predicted model, not a curated record